Messenger RNA from Vicia faba (fava bean), 447 nucleotides. The record is from the annotation of a GenBank genome assembly. Lineage: Eukaryota; Viridiplantae; Streptophyta; Magnoliopsida; Fabales; Fabaceae.
AUGUGGCAAGCAAAGGUUUGGAGAUGCAUAUCCGAAGACAUCAAAUGGUGUGUUCGAAGUUACAUCUCCGAAUUCUGGGAUGGCCCAGCGACUGCUCUGUACAUGGUUUUGUUGGAUCGGAACGAAUCAUCAACUUUUGCAGACAGUGCACAAGCUGAUAUCUGGAGCAGUUUGCAGUUAUUGAUUACAAUGACUCUUCACAUUUCUGUGUUUUUCAUACUCAGCAUCUACUCUUAUGAGUUCCUUGAGAUUUGCUAUGGAACCUGUGACAAGAAGACAUUCACAUACUUUGCCAUCCUUUGGAUAAGAUCGGUUAUUGUAUUACAGGUUAAAGUACUCCUCUUUAUUAGGAUGAAGCUAAAGUUGUGUCAUUUCAAAUGGGUACAGAAUCUUGCAAAUUGGAUGAAAAUUUGUUUCACUGAAUCGUCAUCUUUUGCAGGGACAUGA